UAAGAAGAAACAUGUUUAAAACCCCUCUGUUGUCAAGAAAACAAAGCUAAUCUGUCAGAUGCUUUAUUCUUAUCUUUAAAAACUACCACUAUAGUUUAUAAUGUUUAGCUUUUAAUGUCAUCCGAAUUAGGUGCAUUUUUGUCACAUUAAUCAUUAAUAAGGCCAUGAGCUUAUGUUGUCAUACUUUAAAGUAAUCCUUUUACCAUCCUUUUAAGUGCCAGUCUAUUCCCCCACCACAGAGUAUUAUUUAUUGGCCAGUUGUAUUUGAAUUACCUCAUACAUUAGCCCGAUAGCCCUAAUCAAUUACCGUGUAAAUAUUGGCUCUAUCCUAUCUGAUUAUUUGGUAACAAAAUAGUGUCCGCUCAUUAGGCUGAUUGGUUAGUGCGAAUCGGCUCUUCGACGACAGCAUGUCUCCAUUGUGCCGGGACUUGCGGAUCUACCUGCGGCUGCUCCAUCUCCUGGGCAUGAUGUGCUGGCAGUUCGAUUCGGAGAGCUGUUCGCUAUCGGCCACACCUCCGGAUGAGCGAUAUGCCCUCCUAUACACCCUGGCCAUGCUGGUUGCCUCCACCGGCUGCUUCACGUUUGCCCACCUGCAGCCUCAGAUAUUCCACCUGAACGUCUACAACCGGACGGGCAACUUCUACGAGACCAUUAUCUUCCGGAGCACAUGCCUGGUGCUCUGGCUGCUGUACGGGAUUCUCUACUUGCGACGCCACCGCCACCGGCAGUUGAUCCAGGACAUGUUGCGCCUGAACCGGAAGUGCCUGGACAGAAGCGCAGACAAGCAGUUCCUGCACUACCUCGUACUCUACGGAGGGCUCACAGUACUCUGCUUCGGCAACUACCUGAGCGGUUACAGCCAAUCCGGCAUGGCCCCAAUCCCCUUGGCCCUUUGCCUGGUGGUGUACGUGUACGCCUUCCUGGUGCUCUGCCUCCUGCUUGUGUUCUUUGUCUGCCUCAAGAUGAUUAUGGCUGCGGGACUGUGUCACUACAACCGGCAGCUUAGCCUCAAAGUCCUGGCUUCUGAGCUCCAAGGCCGUCAGCGGAUCUUGGCCAUCUGCCAGGGCGAACUGGCCGACUGUUUUGGCCAGCUAAUGCUGCCGAUUGUGGCACUGGUCCUGCUGAUGGCCCCCUCUGGUCCCUUUUACAUGAUCAGCACGGUGAUGGAAGGCAAGUUCGAGUCGGGGGUAGUCCUUAGAAUGUUUCUCGUCUCGGCCACUUGGGGCCUGCCGUGGAUAAUAAUGUUGGUACUCAUGCUUCGCUCUAAUGGCAUUACGGUGGAAGCUAAUAAAACGGCAAAAAUAUUGGCCAAGGUACCUAGAACCGGCACAGGUUUGGAUAAAAUGAUAGAAAAAUUCUUACUGAAGAACCUUCGACAACAACCCAUUCUCACAGCCUAUGGAUUUUUUGCCUUGGACAAGAGUACUUUGUUUAAGCUCUUUACGGCAAUCUUUACUUAUAUGGUCAUCCUAGUACAGUUCAAGGAAAUGGAAAACUCGACAAAAUCUAUUAAAGUAUAA
Messenger RNA from Drosophila bipectinata, 1520 nucleotides. It is a transcript of the gene Gr39a, whose product is annotated as Gustatory receptor 39a. NCBI's taxonomy places the organism in Eukaryota, Metazoa, Arthropoda, Insecta, Diptera, Drosophilidae. Gene Ontology annotation, biological process: chemosensory behavior; male courtship behavior; sensory perception of taste. The record is from RefSeq and is a predicted model, not a curated record. Gene Ontology annotation, cellular component: axon; neuronal cell body; dendrite.